Messenger RNA from Nanorana parkeri, 1856 nucleotides. It is a transcript of the gene PAX8, whose product is annotated as paired box 8. Lineage: Eukaryota; Metazoa; Chordata; Amphibia; Anura; Dicroglossidae. The record is from RefSeq and is a predicted model, not a curated record. The coding region runs from base 191 to 1594 and encodes 467 amino acids. Gene Ontology annotation, molecular function: RNA polymerase II cis-regulatory region sequence-specific DNA binding; DNA-binding transcription factor activity, RNA polymerase II-specific. The transcript is spliced from 13 exons. Gene Ontology annotation, biological process: anatomical structure development; regulation of transcription by RNA polymerase II.
UCCUCCCCCAGACCCUUUCCUUGGUGGACAAACUUCGUGUAAAGUGAGAGGGUGAGAGGUCCUCCGGAGACAAGACACAGCUGGGAGCAUCCUCUGUCUUCAACAUCUGUCACUUGGCACGGUGGAUCUCCUCUACUCCCCCUAUUGGACUUACCUGAGGAGGACACCGGCCAUAGGACAGCUCAGGACUAUGCCUCAUACCAGCCUCCGCUCCGAGCUCAUCACAGAGGGAGGCCGCACAGGACCGCUCAGCUCACUGCAUAUAGGUCAUGGUGGCCUAAAUCAACUAGGAGGAGCAUUUGUGAACGGGCGUCCCCUCCCAGAAGUGGUGAGGCAGCGCAUUGUGGACUUGGCGCACCAAGGCGUGCGUCCCUGCGACAUCUCGCGGCAGCUGAGGGUCAGUCAUGGAUGCGUCAGCAAGAUUUUGGGCAGUAGGUACUAUGAAACAGGCAGUAUCCGGCCAGGAGUCAUUGGUGGUUCAAAGCCCAAAGUUGCUACCCCUAAAGUGGUGGAGAAGAUCGGCGAUUAUAAGCGGCAAAACCCCACCAUGUUUGCCUGGGAGAUCCGUGACCGGCUGUUGGCGGAGGGAGUCUGUGACAAUGACACGGUGCCCAGCGUCAGCUCCAUCAACAGAAUAAUACGCACAAAAGUCCAGCAAUUAUUUAACUUACCCAUGGAGACCUGUGUGAAAUCCUUAAGUCCAGGACAAACUCUGAUUCCCAGUUCAGCUGUAACUCCUCCUCAGUCUCCCCAUUCGGACUCCCUUGGCUCUACAUACUCAAUCAGUGGAUUGCUGGGGAUAACACAGCCCAGCUCUAAUGGAAAACACAAACUGGAUGACAGUGAUCAGGACAGCUGCAGACUCAGCAUUGACUCUCAGGGUAGUGGUGGACUGAGCCGGAAACAUCUGCGGACAGAAGGUUACAUUCAGCACCCUUUAGAUGGGUUGGAGUGCCCCUUCCAGAGGCAACACUUUCCUGACUCCUACCCCUCGGCUAGUCACAGUAAAGCUGAGCAAGCUCUCUAUCCUCUGCCCCUCCUCAACAAUGCAAUGGAUGAUGGGAAAUCAGCAUUGGCCUCUUCUAACGCCACUCUCAGCAGGAACCUGUCUACACACCAGGGGUACUCCUCUCUCUCAGAGCUGUCAUCAUUCACCAUUAAACAAGAGCCAUCUGACAGUUCCAGCACAGGCUCCACCCCUACGUCAUUAUAUAGCCCCGCCUUUUUGGAUCUGCAGUCGAUCGGUUCGGCAGCUGCGGCCACGCCCUUCAGCGCAUUUUCUACCGCAACCUCUGUGUAUGGACAGUUCACAAGUCAGGCAGUUACAGGGCGUGAUGUUGUGGGGCCAACUCUGCCAGGGUAUCCACCACACAUACCCAGUGGUCAAGGAAACUAUGCUUCAUCUGCUAUUGCCGGAAUGGUUGCAGCAGGAAGUGAUUACUCUGGUAAUGCAUAUAGCCACGGGGCUUACGCUGCAUACGGAGACAGUUGGCGGUUCCCUGGUUCCAGCCUGCUAACUUCUCCCUACUACUACAGCUCUGCUGCAAGAACCGCGCCGACUCCGGCCACUGCUGGAGCCUACGACCUCCUGUAGCUUCCGCGGACGUCACAAAGAUAGCGCCUUCCCCCACAGCCGGGCCCAUGGGAAAGUGACCAAAAAUAUGUCUACAUGGAGGCACAGUGACAAUGUUACCAUGGACAAAUCUUCAGUCAUCCAUUAAUACUACUCCUGAGCAGAACAAACACUAAUAGAAAUCUGGGUGUCAAGAGUCACAGCAGGACCAGAGCCGGACCUUCCAAUGUUAAACAGUGUUAUCUGCUUUACUUAAAAUCCUCCACCACUACUGUGCUAAUAA